Anolis carolinensis (green anole) is the source of this 3440-nucleotide messenger RNA. RefSeq names its product nucleolar and coiled-body phosphoprotein 1 (gene nolc1). The record is from RefSeq and is a predicted model, not a curated record. NCBI's taxonomy places the organism in Eukaryota, Metazoa, Chordata, Lepidosauria, Squamata, Anolidae. Gene Ontology annotation, cellular component: nucleolus. The transcript has 14 exons. Bases 43 to 2100 code for a protein of 685 amino acids. Gene Ontology annotation, molecular function: protein binding.
CCAAGGUUCGGGGGCGGGGCGGCGUCCUUUUCCGGCGGAAAGAUGGCGGCGAAGGCGCGCGUGGUGCCCAGCGACCUCUUCCCUCUGGUCUUGGCCUUCCUGAGGGAGAACCACUUCGACGGGGCGGCGCGCGCGUUCGGGAAGGCGACCGGCGUGACAGAGCAAGACCCCAAUGCUGCUUCACUCCUUGAUGUCUUCAACUAUUGGCUGAAAUCACCUGAAGCUAAGAAACGGCAAGCUUUUCCUAAUGGCCCUCCUGCAAAAAAAGCAAAGAAAGAGUCUUCAUCCAGUUCUGAGAGCUCCAGUGAGGAUGAGAAGCCCCCACCUAAAAAAGCCAGUAAGCUGACCCCCGUGUCCAAAGUGCCUGUCAAGGCAGCUCCUGUAAAGGCAAAGAGCAGCAGUGAUGACUCCAGUGACUCUUCAGACUCUGAGCAAGAAAAGAAGAAGCCAGCAAAGAAAGGAGAAGUUCUUCAGGUAAAGAAGACAGUCACCCCAAAAACAAAGCCCCAGAAGAAGCAAAGCAGUUCUAGUUCAGAUUCAAGUAGUUCAGAAGAUGAAGCUCCAAAGAAGCAGUUGCCAAAGUCAACAGGAGCUAAAAUGGUGACAGGAACUAAAAAGGCAGCACAACUGCCAUCAAAAUCAGAAACUGUCAAAGUUACCAAGGUGGUGCCUAAAAUCACUAAUGGCAAAGCAGAGAGUAGCAGUAGCAGCGACAGCAGCAGCAGUAGUGAGGAUUCUGAUGCAGAAAAGAAAGCACCAGUGAAGAAUAAGGCAGGCAAAGCACCACAGCCCAAACCCAAAGUUGUUCAAACUCCUGUGGAGAAAGGCAAAGCCCAGAAGAAGCAGAGCAGCAGUAGCAGCAGUGAAGAUUCUUCUGAUAGUUCUGAAGAGGAAAAGCAACGCCCAAAGCCUAAGACUGGCCGGUACAGUGCCGUGCCACCCCCUAUGUCCAUGGAGUCAAAGAACAACAAAGCACAAGAAACUGCUAGUAAGAAAAAGUUGGAGAAAAAUGACAAAAAGAAUCCAGUGUCUAAAAAGGGAACAACAGGACCUGUAGCGAAACAACAUGCUACUCCUACUCAAAAGGAAGAGGAUAGUUCAGAGAGUGAUUCAGAUUCUACAUCUGAAGAAGAGAAGAAGGUCUCUUCUUCUGCAAAAUCUCCUGCAGCAAAGUCUGCAAAAUCUCCUGCAGCAAAGAGUCCUGCUAAACCAGCUCAAUCAAAGAAAGAGAGCAGCUCAUCUGAUUCUUCAGAUUCUGAUAGUUCUGAGAACGAAGUUCCUGUGAAGACAACAAAAAAGCUUCCUGCUGCGACAGUGGCAAAAAAAGCAAAUGGCAGCACUGCAAACAAGAAAGUUCUCACAAAAGGACUUGGUGCAAAGACUACCAAACUGGGCUCUGAAUCCAAAGCAAGCAGUUCAGAUUCAAGCAGCUCCAGUAGUGAAGAGGAAGAAGAAAAAAAGCCCGCCUUGAAGCCAAGCAGCAAGUUGUCAGGAGCGAGCAGCGUGAAGGUGGGAAAACAGGCUCCACCCAAAAGCAGUAGCAGCAGCUCUUCUGAUAGCUCCAGUGAUGAGGAGCCCAAAAAGGCAGGAUUAGGGAUGAAAAAGAAAGCAAAGGAUAGCGUCAGUACACCUGGGAAGAAGCCGAAGACCUCAUCUAACCUUGAAGGGAAACUAUCAGCAUCAAAAAAGAAAACAUCUCAAACAGCUGGUGAUUCAGAGGCCAGUAGUUCUGAUGAAGAAGCUGAGAAUGGAGGUUUGCCCAAGGAGAAGCGGAAAAGGGAAAAUGAUAAGGAGUCGGAAACACCAGACAACAAGAAAAUGAAAGCUAAAACGCCACACACAUUCCCCAAGAUGAAGCGGCAAUCUAGUCCUUUUCGUAGAGUAAGAGAAGAGGAGAUAGAAGUGGAUGAGCGAGUAGCAAAUAAUUCAUUUGAUGCUAAGAAAGGAGCUGCGGGAGACUGGGGUCAAAAGGCAAAUGACGUUCUGAAAUUUACAAAAGGCAAAUCCUUCCGACACGAGAAGACAAAGAAGAAAAGGGGAAGCUACUGUGGUGGCAGUAUCUCUACGGAGAUAAACUCCAUCAAAUUUGAGAGUGACUGAGUUUCCAUUUUGUCUCCAGAAUCUCAGGCUUGAGCAAUGAAGUGGCCGUCUUUUCUGCCAAGCAUUGACACAGUCCCCGUACGGUUCACAUGUGAGGACAGCUGCCAGUUUUGUUGAGAGCAAAAUUCAACAGUGGGAUUUUAGUGGAGACGUACUAUUGCUCCUUUGGGUUUUCCUAGACUUUUCCCGUUAUGCACACUUUUAUUAAUAUAAAAUUAAUAAAAUUUUAUAAUUAUUAAGUGGCAGGGAUUUAUUUUUUGCAUUCCCGAUGAAACAAUGGUGGCCCCGUUUGAUUUUCCCCAACAAAUAUUGGUGUACAUUGGGAGUAACAGUCUUAUUUUCUGCCUCUGUGACAUCACACACAUGUGGCAGGAAAUUAAAUGUUGUCUCUUAUCUACUGAACUAACAAACUGUUUUGUGCCUUUCACACCAUGUGAGAUUCCUUGCUGAAUGUCUUUUAAUAAGUAGAACAGGUUCCACUUCUUAGUGUUUUUUUGUUUUAUCUUUUUCAAUCUUUUCUUCAGAUAGGGCAUUUUAAAAACAUCCUCCUUUUGUGUAAGAGUUGAGUAGCCUUGCCUAAGCUUAAAUAAAUCAUUUUUCCUCUGGGUUUUUGGCCAUAGCCCUGAUCAUCACUGACUACCUACAGCUCUUUUUUCAGUUGCUUCAGAAACCAUAAAGAUUCAAGAGUAAAGUAACUGCAGAGUUCAUUGCCACCUUUAUACUGGUGAUCUAGUGCAUCUAGUGAAAGUUCUGUUCCAUCUAUCUCUUUUGCUUUUAGGAAAACAAUGAAUGAUUCCCCCCCCCCCCCCAGCCAACAUGGUAUCAGUUACAGUUUUACUGAGAGAACUGUACAAUGUUAGACAUAGUAAUUUUAGCAGACUUUGCUGGCCAUUGAAACAUUGUUGUCUCCUUAAUAUUUCUUUCUAGUCAGUGGGGCCUAGGGCUUGCCAGUUUGACGUGGAAAGGAAAGCAUGUGGGAAAAGCACAUGCUUGAGGGGGAAUGGUGUGGUGACUGUAAGGAGGAUUUCCCCAAUUCCCUAUGGAAGCAUUUAAGCUCUCACCCCUCCCAUCUAAACUGGUACAAUCUGGCAGUCUGUUGAGAUUGCUGCUGUAGAUGCAAAUGUAAGUGUGUUUCAGAAUCCGUCCACAGUUGAUAUAUAAAGGUUUAAAAAAAAUUGGAACUGCCCGGAGAGCCUGUUCUUUCAAACGCCUCAACUCUCGUCUGUUUUGUAUUAAAAUUCCAUGCUGAUAGUACAAAGACCUUAACGUUGGGGUGGACUGGAGAUAUUUUAAUAAACAAGGAUCUCUAUUACAAUAAAAACAUUUUGUAAAUGUUCAAA